Molecule: messenger RNA, 2992 nt
Organism: Poeciliopsis prolifica (blackstripe livebearer)
Lineage: Eukaryota; Metazoa; Chordata; Actinopteri; Cyprinodontiformes; Poeciliidae
Gene: mapk12a
Product: mitogen-activated protein kinase 12a
Exons: 12
Coding region: 125-1210 (361 amino acids)
Biological process (GO): protein phosphorylation; intracellular signal transduction
Cellular component (GO): cytoplasm; nucleus
Molecular function (GO): MAP kinase activity; ATP binding
Source: RefSeq, a predicted model, not a curated record
AGCUGAACUGCGCAGUGAGCGCAUAGGUGGAAUCUGGGACAAUGAGCGCGUAGCUCCGGAAGAGCGUAGGAUCGGAGGGGAAGGUGUUCGAGAUACACGUCUCGACUGACAUUCAUCACGCACCAUGGCGAGGCGGGUCAGACCUGGCUUUUACCGACAGGAAAUAAACAAGAGCGUCUGGGAAGUGCCGGACCGGUACCGCGACCUGAUUCAGGUGGGGACCGGAGCGUACGGAACCGUGUGCUCGGCGCUGGACUCCAGGACGGGAGCCAGGGUGGCCAUCAAGAAGCUCUACAGACCCUUCCAGUCGGAGGUGUUCGCCAAGCGGGCCUUCAGGGAGCUGAAGCUCCUCAAACACAUGAAGCACGAAAAUGUGAUUGGCCUUCUGGAUGUGUUUACCGCAGACCUUUCUUUGGACCGAUUCAAAGAUUUCUGUCUGGUGAUGCCGUUCAUGGGAACUGACCUGGGGAAGCUGAUGAAGAAGACCAAACUAUCAGAUGAAAAAAUCCAGUGUUUGGUUUAUCAGACACUGAAAGGACUCAAGUAUAUCCAUUCUGCUGGUAUAAUUCACAGGGAUCUCAAACCGGGAAAUCUUGUCGUCAACCAGGACUGCGAGCUCAAGAUCUUGGACUUUGGUUUGGCUCGGCAGGCGGACACUGAGAUGACAGGCUAUGUGGUGACCCGAUGGUACAGAGCCCCGGAGGUCAUCCUCAACUGGAUGCAUUACACACAGACAGUGGAUAUUUGGUCUGUGGGCUGCAUCAUGGCAGAGAUGCUGCAAGGAAAACCCCUUUUUAAAGGCAGCGACCACCUAGAUCAGCUGAAUCAGAUCAUGAAGGUCACAGGAACGCCAAGUCAAGAAUUCAUAUCAAAACUAGACUCCGAGGAUGCUAAAAGUUACCUCAAAAGUCUCCAAAAAAUAGAGAAGAAAGAGCUUAAGACAUUGUUUCCAUCGGCUAGUUCCCAAGCCCUGGCAGUGCUGGAGCGAAUGCUUCUGCUAGAUCCUGAGGAAAGAGUGACGGCUGUUGAGGCUCUGUCGUUGCCUUACUUUGCUGUAUUUCGGGAACCGGCAGAGGAGACUGAGGCUCAACCAUACGACAACUCACAUGAAGACAAGGAGUUGACUUUGGACCAGUGGAAGCGUUGUGCCUUCACAGAAAUCUUGAGCUUCCAGCGUACGAUGUUGGAUGCAAAGGAAACGCCACUUUAGAGAUGAGUGAACUCCAGCGGAGAACCAAAGCAAACUAAUUCUGAACAAAGAGGACUUUUUGAUUAAUACGUGUCCAACAGGCCUGCUGCAGAUGCAGAUUUUAGAAUUUUCUAAAGUAAUUUGGUAAAGAGACAUCUUCAAGCUUGUCGCUCCUACACAGCCCUGUGUUAUCUUUGGCCUCACCAGCAGCUCUGAAAUGUUUUGAAAUGUCAGAAGGCAUCUUCAGUUCAGACCAAUAGAAAUUUAAGGAACAUCUCCUCUUUAACGACAAGGAAACAUCUGCACCUGAAUUUGGAGGAAGUAUUUGAGUUUCUGUGAAAAUAGUUGCCAUUUUUAAGCAUUCCUUUCCAUUUAUGUUGUUCUGGAUAGCUAAGUGUAUCAAAUGUUUUCAGACAUAUCUGGUACUAUUAAUUUUCUUCUUUCUGCUCCAUCUCAAUAGGUUACUUGUGAUUUUUUAUUUUAUUUUUUUUUAUCAAAACCUUUACAAAUGAAAGUUUUUUUUUAAAUACAUAAAGCUAUCAUUAUUAUUAUUAUUGCAUUGAAUGGAACAGAUUCAAUAAUCUUAAAAUAGAAAUCAUAUAUCAGUGUUUUUUUUUAAUAUAUGGGCAAUGUGGCUCAGUCCCCAGGUGAAGCUUUAUUUCAUGUUUAGUUUUUUUUCUAACAAAUUUAAUCAGCUCUAGUUUUAAAGUGCUCUGUAGUCAGACCUACACAUUCAUCAUUCAGAGAUGAAUGGAGUUUUUUUAAAGUGUAGUUUUAUUUUGCCUUUCUUUUUGGUAGAGAAACACAAAAAGAGCAUUUUUAAUUUGUUUUGGUAGAAAAUAGUCACAAAACCAGGUUCAUCUGGUUGAGCCUGAACUGAAUUUGAUCGCUGAUUUUGGAUGUAAGAAGAGUUUGGGAUUAUUGAAAUUUUUAUGAGCAAGAGGGGAUGUUUGGUUUUCAUAAAAAUGUCAAAAUCGUUCUUGUAAAUAUGAAUAUGUUUUACUUCUUUAAAUGUCAGACAAAAUAUGCAAUAAGAGGUGGCUGCAUUUUUUUUAUUUUAAUUUUUUGCAGAAAGGGAUUUGUUAGGUUGUUUAUGGGGGUCAGGCUGAGGGCUCUCACCAUUCCUGCAGAAAGCUCCUCUGCAUUGAACUAUUUGACAUACACUGAUCAGUCAUGCAUUACUAGUCAACUGGGCAGCAUUAUUUUCAUGUCAAUUGUGUAUGUUAGCAAAUAGCAAAUGUAAGAAUUAAUUUGAGUGACCAAAUUUUAUUAAUCAAAAUAUUUAGUUUUAUAUACCUUCCCCAUGAGCAAUGAGUUUUUCCAAUAUCUUUUCAAACAAACAUUUGAUUACAUUUUUCUUUUUUUGACACUUGUGCAUCUGUGCGUGGCCUUCUUGUUUCUACCAGGUGCCUUACAGAUACAACCAAACGCAAAUAGAGCUGAGAAGAACAAGAAUUUUCUCACCAGGUCUGCACAAUAAUCCACUUAUUGAUUACAGAAAAAAAAGUGAAAAACAUUCUUGAUUCUGCUGUUUUUGUGAAACAGUUACUCAUGACACAAUAAUCGGUCCAAUAAUCAAUCCAUUUAUUGCAUAAUCAAUGGAUUGAUUUUUAAAUGGAUUGAUUAUCCUAUUACUGGAUAAUCAACUCUGUUCAGCAUGUUUAGUGACAACAUGCUGAAUGUGGUUUAUUACGUAGCAACACACGACGGAUUUAUAGUUUUCCUGCUCACACUUUUGUAGUUGUAUGUCUUUAAACUGUGUGGACAAAAUGAAUUAAAGGGCACAGAGCAAAAUAAGAAAAA